Messenger RNA from Sinocyclocheilus grahami, 858 nucleotides. RefSeq names its product trace amine associated receptor 1b (gene taar1b). Bases 1 to 858 code for a protein of 285 amino acids. Gene Ontology annotation, molecular function: trace-amine receptor activity. The transcript has a single exon. The record is from RefSeq and is a predicted model, not a curated record. NCBI's taxonomy places the organism in Eukaryota, Metazoa, Chordata, Actinopteri, Cypriniformes, Cyprinidae. Gene Ontology annotation, biological process: G protein-coupled receptor signaling pathway. Gene Ontology annotation, cellular component: membrane.
AUGGAUCUCUGUUAUGAGGCUUUGAAUGGAUCCUGUGGGAAAUAUGUACGACCGUACGGCAUCCACGUUCUGAUACUCAUCGCCAUGAUGUUGACCACCAUUGUGACCGUCAUUGGGAAUCUACUGGUCAUCAUCUCCAUUGGACAUUUCAAGCAACUCCACACACCAACAAACCAGCCGAUUCUGUCUCUUGCCCUGUGUGACUUUCUCCUCAGGCUGUUUGUUAUGCCGUUGAGUGCCGUCCGUUCCAUGCAGGGCUGUUGGUACUUUGGUGAUUUCUUAUGUAAGUUACACACAUGCAUUGACAUGAUUCUCAGCACCGCUUCGAUUUUCCACCUCGUGAGUGUGUCUGCUGAACAUUGUUGUGCUGUGUGCGGCCCAUUAACGUAUCAUUAUCGCUUCGGUUUUCCAACAGUGCUGUUAAUGAUCUCUAUCAGCUGGUUGAUCCCUGCCGUAUUCUCUUACAUGAGUACCUACCUCGAGCUCAACCUUCAUGGUGACAGGGACUUCUACAAAACACACGUACGCUGUGUGGGAGGGUGCCACAUCUUCUUUAGUCAUGGUCCGGCGGUGGUCACCUCCCUUUUUUCUUUCUGCGUUCCUGGUCUCAUCAUUAUUGGCAUUUAUUCUAGAAUCUACAUGGCUGCCCGAAACCAAGCGAGAUCUAUUAGUCUUCAGCUGAACCAACUGAGGAGAGUUUAUCCAUCGGAAGGCACGCAUUGUCGGGCACAGAAGGCUACGAUAACGAUUGCUAUCGUGGUUGGAGUUUUCCUGGUUUGCUGGACUCCUUUUUUCCUCUGUAACAUCAUGAAUCCUUUUAUUGGCUACACAACACCUAGUAACUGGGGAAAUAUUUAA